CGUAAUUGAAAAAAAUGCAUUAAAGAACUUCGUUGAAAACAUAAAAAUUGCUCUAUUUGAAAAACUAUAAGUAAAGAAAUUGUUUCCGCCUGAAACAUUUUCGGUAUUUUUAAUGCGUAAAAUACUUCACACUUGAUUCUAUAUUUGAGUUAUGGAUAUUCCUGACUUCGAUAUAAGUUUUGUACGACGGUAUUCACUUGCAGAUUUGGAUACUAUUGAUUUUUCAACAUCUGAUGACUAUGCUAUUGUUGUAGAAAAUUUGAAAAGCAUGAUAACCUUGGGACAAAAUGUGGAAACAUUUUGGAAUGAGGAACAUGAGCAACUUUUGUGGCAGUAUGUCAUUGAUCCUGAAUCAAAUCUCCUUGUAUGUUAUUUUUUUGAGGCAUGUUUAGUUGUAAAAUGCUCUAUUCCAGACGUUCCUGUUUUAGAAUUAUUUUACUUCAUCAAAAUUUCCACUGAAAAACUCACCUCAGAAAAUUAUAGCAUUAAAAUAAUAUGUGGAAGAGCUGAAUCACCUUAUUUUGAAAGUCUUUAUGAGUUACUUUGCAUCAUGUAUCUACCAAUAAUUUCAAAACACUUAGAGCUGCCAAAAUCAAUACUGCAAUCUACACUAACUUGAACUUUAAACCUGAUUUGGAACAGGAUAUUGUUCACUCUACACACUCGAAAGAAAGCUAUUAAGUUAAAAGGAUCUACUUAAGUCUUACAGAUAAAAAAUAAGCAAACUGUAAAGCAGUUUUCAGUCACCAGAGCAAACUUAAUUUCAGGAUAAAUUAUGCUUUAAAAUUUUUUUUGUUUUGUUUUGAUCAUCUUAGGUCAAGUAAAUUUUCACACUGUUUCACCUUACAAAACACUGUAUGUCAUAUCAUCAUAAAAUGCUCAUUAUGCUUACUAUUUUCAGUCUGCCAUUAAUGGAAAAAAAAGUAUCAUUGAUAUUCAAGGCAUUGUUAUCAGUAACUGCCAAACUGUGUUCACCAGAAAAAGUCCAUAAAAAAUGAAUUUUCUGGUAUGUUUUUGUAUAUUUUUUCAAAUAAAAGCAUAUGAAAUAAAUUAAAAACAAAGUAUUUUGGUAUUUUUAUGUGCACAUAUUACUUUAAAUAAACUGCUUACAAAAUUCUGUAAAUACAAUAAUUAAUGUAUGUAUCGAAUUUUGUUGAAUUAUAUUAUUAUAAAUAAAUUGCAGACAAUACUGCAUUAAACACUAUAAUAAUACAAAUUGAUAUUAA
Molecule: messenger RNA, 1226 nt
Organism: Stegodyphus dumicola
Lineage: Eukaryota; Metazoa; Arthropoda; Arachnida; Araneae; Eresidae
Product: dynein axonemal heavy chain 2-like
Biological process (GO): microtubule-based movement
Cellular component (GO): axonemal dynein complex
Molecular function (GO): dynein light intermediate chain binding; dynein intermediate chain binding
Source: RefSeq, a predicted model, not a curated record